Messenger RNA from Arachis duranensis, 1583 nucleotides. Its product is annotated as glutamate decarboxylase 1. Gene Ontology annotation, cellular component: cytosol. The record is from RefSeq and is a predicted model, not a curated record. Gene Ontology annotation, biological process: L-glutamate catabolic process. NCBI's taxonomy places the organism in Eukaryota, Viridiplantae, Streptophyta, Magnoliopsida, Fabales, Fabaceae. The transcript has 6 exons. The coding region runs from base 24 to 1367 and encodes 447 amino acids. Gene Ontology annotation, molecular function: glutamate decarboxylase activity; pyridoxal phosphate binding.
GUGGCAGAUGCAGCUUUAAUGAGAUGCCGCAGAAAUCAAUGGCGAAGAAGACGGCGUACGAGAAGAUAAGGGAGGAGUUGAAACUUGAUGCAAAGCCAAAGAUGAACUUGGCUUCCUUUGUGACCACGUCAAUGGAGGAAGAAUGUAACAUACUCAUGAUGGAAUCCUUCAACAAGAACUAUGUUAACAUGGACGAGUACCCUGCCACCACUCAACUUCACAAUAGAUGUGUGAACAUGAUAGCACGUUUGUUCAACGCCGAAAUUGGAGAAAAUGAGAACGCAAUUGGAACAGGAACUGUUGGAUCUUCAGAGGCCAUAAUGCUGGCGGGCCUUGCAUUCAAGAAAAAAUGGCAGAACAAGCUCAAGGCCCAAGGAAAGCCCUAUCAUAAGCCCAACAUUGUCACUGGUGCCAAUGUCCAGGUAUGUUGGGAAAAAUUUGCAAUGUAUUUCGAUGUAGAGUUGAGAAAAGUGGAUGUUGGAGAAGGGUAUUAUGUGAUGGACCCUACUAAAGCCAUUGAAAUGGUUGAUGAGAACACUAUCUGUGUGGCUGCAAUCUUGGGUUCAACUUAUAAUGGCGAAUUUGAAGAUGUCAAGUUGCUUAACGACCUCUUACUACAACAAAACAAGAAAAAUGGAUGGGAUACACCGAUUCAUGUUGAUGCAGCAAGUGGUGGGUUUGUUGCUCCAUUUCUUUAUCCAGAGCUAGAAUGGGAUUUCAGGCUUCCAUUGGUGAAGAGCAUAAAUGUUAGUGGCCACAAGUAUGGUCUUGUUUAUGCAGGCAUUGGUUGGGUUAUUUGGAGAAGUAAAGAGGACUUGCCUCAAGAGCUUAUCUUCAAUAUUAAUUACCUUGGAGCAGACCAACCCACCUUUACCCUUAAUUUUUCUAAAGGGUCUAGUCAGAUUAUUGCACAAUAUUAUCAACUAGUUCACCUUGGCAGAGAGGGAUACCAAAGAGUAAUGGAAAAGUGCAAAGAAAAUGCAAUGGUGGUGAAACAAGGAUUGGAGAAAACAGGGUGCUUUAACAUACUCUCAAAGGACAAUGGUGUUCCUCUGGUAGCCUUUUCUCUUAAGGACACAAGUCACGGUGACGAGUUCAAGAUAUCGGAGAUGCUACGCCGCCUCCACGGUUGGGUUGUGCCGGCUUAUCCAAUGCCAUCCGGUGCGGAGCAUGUCAAUGUGCUCCGCGCGGUGGUUAGAGCCGAGUUUUCGCGCGAGAUGGCCGAAAAACUCGUGCUCGACAUAGAAAAUGUGUUGCAAGAACUUGGGAAGCUUGGUCCCAAGUACACACCAAAAGUGACAAAAAUUGCAAAGAGGAAAAUCAUUGUCCGAGAAUCCAACAAGCAUCACAAAGUCUUGGCAGCAUAGGGAAGAUUAAUUGGCCAUCUCAAUUACGUACAUAACCCAAAGGCUUAACUAGAAUUCUUUUUAUUUUAAUCAUGUUAGAUAGAGCUUUAGUUAACCAUAUUCAAUUCAUUUAUUUGUAUUUUUAACAACAAGUGUUAAAAUCAAUAUGAUUUAUUUGUUGUCCCCCCCAAAUUAUGUAAAUGAAGAAAAUCGAUAUAUGAUUCUAAAUUGUACAAG